Emiliania huxleyi CCMP1516 is the source of this 870-nucleotide messenger RNA. RefSeq lists its product as hypothetical. The record is from RefSeq and is a predicted model, not a curated record. The transcript has 3 exons. The annotation marks the transcript as partial. NCBI's taxonomy places the organism in Eukaryota, Haptophyta, Isochrysidales, Noelaerhabdaceae.
CGGCUGGCAGAUGUGCGACCAGAAGAUCAGCUAUGCCUCGGUCGCGAUCUCAUCCGCCGCCGCGAGCUGCAGCGAGACACACAACGCGAUCCUUCACGUCCCGGCGGGCGACGGCCCCUUCCCGCUCCUCGUCUACCUCCACGGCGGCUUCUGGAAGCCAGAGUGGACCCGCGAGGCGACCGGCUCCGCCGCCUUCCUGGCCACCUUCACGUCGCCGCCCGCCGAGGUUGCGGCAGCGUCGCCGCUCGGACCCGUCGCGACGUUGAGCGUAGAAUACGCCAGGGUGGCGCAGGAUGAUCCGGCAAACUCCGAGGGCGGCGGCGGCUUCCCGGGCACGCAGCUCGACGUCCUCGCCGCGGUCAACGAGGUGGCCUCGCUGCACCGGGCUGGCGGUGAGGAUGGCACGGCCGGCGCAGCGGCGGCGCGGCUCGACCUCGGCUCCGUCUUUCUCGCCGGCCAUUCCGCCGGAGGCCAGAUGGCGCUGUGGCUCGGCCUCCUCUCCGCCCUCCCCGCGCAGGUGCGCCGCGCGGCCAUCGGCGAGGUGGUCGGCCGCAGCGACGGCGGGCCCGCACUGGCAGAGGUGGUGGCGGCGGGGGUCGACCCCGCCAUCAGCGUCGCGGGCGUGCUCGCCAUCGCCCCGGUCUGCGAUCUCGUCUCCGCCGCACAGGAGGGCCUCUCCGACUUUCACGACGCCGUCCCGAACUUGCUCUGGAGGUUCGGCCACACGGCCAAAGAGCCCGCCGCCCCGGGGGCAGGGCUGCAGCACGAGGCGGCGGCCGCCGCGUGCCCGGUCUCGCUGCUGCGGCGGCUCCCUCCCCUCGCCGCGGCGCCGCGCGUGUUGCUGGUGCACGGCGACCGCGACACCGACGU